Peronospora matthiolae is the source of this 576-nucleotide messenger RNA. NCBI's taxonomy places the organism in Eukaryota, Oomycota, Peronosporomycetes, Peronosporales, Peronosporaceae. The record is from the annotation of a GenBank genome assembly.
AUGGUGGACCACGAUAUCAACACCGUCGCGUCGAGUGUCUAUGACCCGCUUCCAGCUACGCCAUCAGCGCGUGACAACAAGCGCGUCGCACCUAAUUUUUCCGUGAAACAACGGAGUGCAACACACCCGACGCAGGCUCACCACCUGCAAGCUGUGCAAGGGGUGAAGGAGGAGGUACCUUCACCCCUUGCACAGCUUGUAGUUGAUGAGCCUGCGUCGGGUGUGUUGCACAACACUCUUGAUGAAGAUCAGGCUCAGUAUCUUCAGUUGGUCGAUGACCGCAGGCGUCAAGCACAAUGUGUAGCCACAGCGUAUGCCCACAGUAGUUACCGCUUCACACAACCGAGUUUGUAUGAACGCAUUUGCCAGACUUCCGGGCAGUCACUCGCAACAUGGGUCACGGGACACAAGGCUAACACCACCACAGAACUAGCGGAGAGUGAGGCCCUCAGAGAGACAUAUUGGCGGGUCGAGCGUAUGACCGUCCUAGAUAACCUCGACAGGAUGAAUCAGCAAGCACUUGGUGCGUCAGUGUCCGCCAUGCGGACAGUACCCGUCAGCCAUAUUGCCUGGUAA